Xenopus laevis (African clawed frog) is the source of this 5401-nucleotide messenger RNA. It is a transcript of the gene gpr143.S, whose product is annotated as G protein-coupled receptor 143 S homeolog. The coding region runs from base 652 to 2529 and encodes 625 amino acids. The transcript is spliced from 6 exons. Gene Ontology annotation, cellular component: apical plasma membrane; melanosome membrane; lysosomal membrane. Gene Ontology annotation, molecular function: dopamine binding; L-DOPA binding; G protein-coupled receptor activity. The record is from RefSeq and is a predicted model, not a curated record. NCBI's taxonomy places the organism in Eukaryota, Metazoa, Chordata, Amphibia, Anura, Pipidae. Gene Ontology annotation, biological process: regulation of calcium-mediated signaling; melanosome organization; G protein-coupled receptor signaling pathway.
AACAGAUCCCACAUACAUGAAGUUCUAUGUAGUCCUUCUCACAUCAGCAAUGGCAAAUCACACACUGUCAGUGUAAGCAAGCUGAAGAAUAAACAUUAGCAACUUUAGAAAUGAAUAAUGAAUAUUCCCCCCAAUCCCUUCUUGGUUUAUGUUCACAGAUAUGUGUUUAGUGUUUAGCCCGUAAGCCUUUGUAAUGCAAUAUCUCAGGAGAUAACACUAACUCUGCAUGCCCAAGCAACAACAGGCAGAAUGUACAGCUGAAAAGACAAGUGUGAGUUGGGAGGGAGGAAGUCUCUCAUAUUUCACCUCCUCCUCCACCAAGCUUUACAUAACAAUCUGUAUUCACAGACAUGGAAGCAAACCCAUCAUUCCUAUUUAACAGUAGAAUCUGGUACAUAUGGCAGCCGUGUGAAUGGCGGUCAUUGAAAAGGUUACAGAAUGCCUGCUGUUCCAUCACUUCACUAACAGAGGAGCCAGCAUUGAGCCAAACGAGACAGACACAUAGCUGGGGGGAUUGUAAAGGCACAUGAUCACAUUAUUCCCGUGAUCAGCAGUGCUGUAGCAUGAAGCUCAGGAGGUAGCGUACAUCUACCCCAACACUUUCUCUUCUGCUGCUGCCUCCUGGAAGACAGCGGGCUUCCGUGCCCAAGGAUGGCUUCCCCAAGGCUGGAGACGUUCUGCUGCCCUAACAGGGAUGCAGCUACACAAUUAGUGCUUGAUUUCCAGCCUCAGGUUUAUGGCUCGCUGUGUUUCGGCAGUGGAUUGCUGAGUCUCUUGCUGACCAUUGUCCAGCUGCUGCCCAAGACAAUGCAGGGCUACAGGAGACAUGGGAGAUCAAUGUUUCCUAAACCUUCCUCCUCCAGGAUCUUGUUUCUAGUUAUUGUCUGUGACCUGCUGGGCUGCCUAGGCAUUUUAAUUCGAUCAUCAGUAUGGAUAUCAUCCUCAGGUUUCAUUAGUAACAUGUCACUAAUGAAUUCUUCAGACAUCUGGCCUUCAACCUUUUGUGUUGGAAGUGCGAUGUGGAUACAGCUGUUUUACAGUGCAAGUUCCUGGUGGUUAUUUUGCUAUGCAAUUGAUGCCUACCUCGUGGUUCGUAGAUCUGCAGGAAUAAGCACAAUUGUUUUGUAUCACAUGAUGACGUGGGGCCUGGCACUGAUGCUGUGCAUUGAAGGUGUUGCUAUGCUUUACUAUCCUUCGGUUUCCAAGCUGUCUGUAAUGAAUCACAGGCGUUCACACUCAGGCUCAAGGGGGAGCCCAUCACAGGAAAAUCAGCCAGAAAGAUGUAAAAGUUCCAGACGGGAGUGUAUAGCAUGUGGUGAACCAGCCAUGCUGGAUAAAAGGCUGUGCAAAAAAUGCCUAAUGGAGGCUAGCAAUCCUCCCAUGGAACAACUGAAUAGCAUGAUGGACUGGAUGCAAUCCACCUUCAAGCAAUCCAUGGCUACUAUGGUAGAUGAAGUCAUGGGUAAAGUAAUGCAUAAUCUGAGUAAACAAGGAUGCAUACCUGCUGCCAGUGCAGGGACGACAGCCGGAUCAUCUAGAACAGUACAAGAAAGAGACUCUAUUUCCUCUGAAGGGGAAAUAUCAGAAACAGAUACAGAUGAAGCAGAGGAAUCAGCUUUCAAUAUUGAUUUUAUUGAGCCUCUAAUAAGACACAUGAGAAUCACACUAGACUUAGAUGAAGAAGAACAGCUACCCAAACAAGAUAAAAUGUUCAGAACUAGAGAAAAGAAAACACAGGUGUUUCCGGUCCAUGAUGUGAUUGCUAGCAUGAUAAAUGCCGAAUGGGAAACCCCUGACAGAAAAAUGGGGGAAUCUAAGAGGUUUAACAGAAUGUUUCCUUUUUCAGAAAAAUAUGUGAAAUCAUGGAAUGCUGUUCCCAAAGUAGAUGCGGCAAUCACCAGAGUGGCUAGACGAACAACAUUGCCAGUUGAUGAGGGUGUUUCCCUCAAAGAUGCCAUGGAAAGAAGGCAAGAUGCCAUUCUAAAGAAGCUGUACCUUGCAGGAGGAAAGGCUUGCAAAACAACGGUAGCAACCACAUCACUCACCAGAGCCAACAGCAUUUGGAUAUCUGAGGUUGAGAAAGCGGUUAAAGAAGGAGCAGAUCAAGAUAAAAUUCUGGACAUAAUUCAAGACAUUAAAACAGCAAAUAAUUUUGCUUCUGAAGCCUCCCUUGAGGGAGCAAGGGUGGCAGCCAGAUCCAUGGGCCUUGCAGUUGCAGCCAGACGAGCACUGUGGUUGCGUCAUUGGCAUGCAGACUCUCAGUCCAAGCAUAACCUCUGCUCCCUGCCAUUUAAAGGAGAAUUCCUUUUUGGGGAACGUUUAGAUCAAAUAAUCUCCAAGGCGUCAGCGGGAAAAUCAGCUUUUUUGCCGCAAGAUCGCAAGGAUAGAAGGAAUUUCAGAAAUCAGAAACCAUCAUUCCGGGAUACCAAACAAUACAAACCAGGAAAGCCCUUUGUCCAUAAGCCCUGGAGAUCCAGGUUUCGUAACCAAGACAAAAGAGAUCAGAAACCUGAGAAGAAAACAGCAUGAAGGUGCGCGAGCCCCUCUGGCCCAAGUAGGUGGCAGAUUAAGGGCGUUUGGGACAGUGUGGGCUCAACAUAUACAAGAUUCCUGGGUCAUCAAUACAAUUGUGGAAGGUUAUGCAUUGGAACUGAUGAAUAUACCCCAAAGAAAAUUUGUGUCAUCAGACUGACAGAGAUCAGACCAAGACAGAGGAUGUCUCCAAUCUGUCAUCAUGGAUCUCUUGGACAAGGGGGUCAUAGAGGAAGUUCCAAAAAGAAGUCAUUUUUCAGGAAUAUAUUCCCAUUUAUUCCUCAGACAGAAACACAACGGUUUGAUUCGAGUAAUACUCAACUUGAAAAGUCUCAAUCAAAAUCUCCAUGUAAGAACAUUCAAAAUGGAAUCCAUCAGAACAAUUACAAUGCAUAUCUGCCAUGGAGAUUGGAUGGCAAAGAACCACACAGGAAAUUUCUGCGUUUCUUCAUUUUGGGGAAACAUUUUCAAUACAAGACAGUCCCUUUCGGGUUGGCGACAGGUCCCAGGGUAUUCACAAAGAUCUUGGCACCUCUUUUAGCACACCUUCGUAUGAAAGGAAUUCAGAUCUUUGCUUAUCUAGACGAUCUGUUCAUAAAAGCUUCUUCAUGCCAGUUGCUGACCGAGCACUUAAGGAUUGUGGUAACCACUCUACAGAGUUAGGGCUGGUUAAUAAAUUGGGAAAAGUCACUUCUGACCCCAACUCAAGAAAUAUUGUUCUUAGGAACAACAAUCAACACACAGGAAGGCCAUCUGAGACUCCCGCUAGAAAAAAUACCAGAUAUUCAAUAUCAAGUACAGCAGAUUUGCGCAAAACACAAAGUUUCAGUGAAAUUCUGCCAGCAAGUCCUCGGGAAACUGAGCUCUACAAUAGACUCGGUCAAAUGGGGAAGGAUUCAUACGAGAACACUACAGAUGGAAUUCCUAACACAAUGGAGCAAGGGCCAUCCAGAGUCGAACCAGACCAUUUCUUUAUCGGAGAAAACUAUACUAUCCCUAGCUUGGUGGUUAGAAGAAGAGAACUUGAAAAAACCAAUAUCUUUCAUGCCAAAGAUCAUGGAGACAGUCACAACGGAUGCCAGCAGAAUAGGCUGGGGAGCACAUUGCAGGACACAAACGUGCCAAGGAAUUUGGUCUAAGGAAGACAGCAGAAAGAGCUCCAACUGAAGAGAAUUGAAAGCAGUCCUACUAAGCCUGAUAAGAUUCCACGAAAUAGUCAGAGGAAAAGAAGUCCAGAUAAAAUCAGACAAUCUUACCGUGGUCAAUUACAUAAACAAGCAAGGGGACACCAAAUCAAAAACCUUAUUGACCACGACCAUAGCUAUUUUUUCGUGGGCGGAAGAGAACCUAAUAGGUCUGUCGGCCUGUUACAUACCGGGAGUCCAGAACUGCCUAGCAGAUCAGCUCAGCAGGAAAUUCCCGACAGUGGGAGAAUGGGAACUCAGUCAAGAAAUUUUCAAUCUGAUCAACAACAAGUGGGGUCCCUUCUCCAUAGACCUGAUGGCAACAUCUCAGAACAAGAAGAUCGCGACAUUUUGUUCUUGGGGAAAGAACAGUCAAACGAUAUUUUGGGAUGCCUUUUCCUUCCCAUGGAAAUUUCGAAUGGCUUACAUCUUUCCACCUCUAGCUGUGAUUCCGAAAGUUCUCAAGAAAAUCAGGACAGACAAGGCAAAUGUGGUCAUUGUGACACCUUGGUGGCCCAGAAGAGCUUGGUUUUCGACACUGAUGGAGCUCAUACAGGAAGAGCCAUUCCACCUUCCAAUAGUUCCAACUAUUCUCCACCAGGGAAUGGUGUUACAUCCGAACCCAGGCCGUUGGGCCUUAGCAGCCUGGAAACUGAAAGGCUAAAGCUUAAUCGGUUGGGAUUAUCAGACUCCACAGUAUCUACCAUAUUAGCUUCAAAGAAAAAAUCGACACACAUAAAGUACGCCAGAACUUGGGAGGUCUUUAUUGAUUGGUGCAAAGCAAGAGGUCAUGACCCUCUCAGAAUAUCUGAAGUCACCAUCAUAGAAUUUCUACAAGCAGGCGUAGAACGCAAUUUAAGUAUUUCUACGCUUAAAGGACAGGUGACGGCGAUUUCAGCACACACUGACUUUCACUGGGCUUCGGGUAUCCUAUUGAAAAGAUUUUUUCAGGGAUUGAAAAAAUUUUGCCCUAUCAUCAGAUCAGAAGUUCCACCUUGGGACCUAUCGUUGGUCUUAAAAGCGUUAAUGGAACACCCUUUUGAACCAUUAGAGGAAGCAUCUUUAAAAAAUCUGUGCCUCAAAACAGUAUUCUUGUUAGCCAUCACAUCUGCCAGAAGGGUAGGAGAAUUGCAGGCAUUAUCAAUUAAACCGUCUAAGCUAUCCUUCUUUCCAGACAAGAUGGUACUCAGAACGGAAGAUAGAUUCAUACCCAAAGUACCAUCUAGAUUUCAUCAGCAACAGGAACUGAUCUUACCUGCAUUCUAUCCGGAACCACAAAAUCAACAAGAAGAAAAGCUUCACUCCUUGGAUGUAGUCAAAUGCUUACGGAUUUACCUUAAGAAAGUGGCAACUUUCAGAAAAACAGAUUACCUUUUGGUGACCAUUGGAAGUAAUAAUUCAGGAAACAGAGCUGCUAAAAGCACGAUUGCAAGAUGGUUGAAGCAGUGCAUCGUAACAGCAUAUUCAUUACAGUCAGCACCUGAACCAGCACCUAAAGCACACUCCAUCAGAGGGAUGGCAGCUUCCUGGACACUCAGAGCCCAGGUAUCAGCAGAAGAAAUCUGCAGAGCGGCCACUUGGUCAUCUUUUUGCACUUUUUCCAAACAUUACAAAUUUGAUACAUAUUCUAAGGAUCUAGCCUGUUUUGGGCAUUCAAUUUUGGAGGCGGCUACUGCUGAAUAAAU